Molecule: messenger RNA, 689 nt
Organism: Neopsephotus bourkii (Bourke's parrot)
Lineage: Eukaryota; Metazoa; Chordata; Aves; Psittaciformes; Psittacidae
Product: apovitellenin-1
Exons: 3
Coding region: 39-359 (106 amino acids)
Biological process (GO): lipid metabolic process
Cellular component (GO): chylomicron
Molecular function (GO): enzyme inhibitor activity
Source: RefSeq, a predicted model, not a curated record
GUCUCUUGGUGUAGAGAGCAGAACUGCUACUUCAAAUCAUGCUGCAAUCCAGGGCAUUGGUGAUAGCUCUGAUUCUGCUCCUUAGCACGACUCUCCCUGAAGUGCAUUCAAAGUCCAUCUUUGAGAAAGACCGUCGUGACUGGUUGGUCAUCCCUGAUGCAAUUGCAGCUUACAUCUAUGAAGCUGUGAACAAGGUGUCCCCUAAAGUUGGUCAGUUCUUGGCAGAUGCUGCCCAGACUCCAGCAGUUGUUGUGACCAGGAACUUCCUCAUCAGAGAAACAACUAAACUCAGUAUACUGGCUGAACAGCUGGUGGAAAAAGUAAAGAACCUGUGGUACACAAAAGUCCUAGGCUACUAGCCAGAUGAAGACAAGUCAGUGUUUCUUCAUGUGAGUUGGUAACACCCUACAGUCUCCUCCUUCCCCCUGCCCCUACUAUGGACCAAAAGAUCAUCCAGCAAGACAGAAUUGAUGCUCCUCUUAAUGCCACUAGAGGAAACACAGCUUCAAAGACUAAAGGAUGGAAGGCAUCUGCUGAAAGCUCUUUUGAAAACAACCCCACAGCUGGGCAUAGGGACGGCAAUGAGAUUGUACUGCUCUUCUGUAGCCAAAUCCUGAGAAUUAAUUCCUCCUGAAUGGCUUGGCCAUUGUCCCUCUAAUAAAAAAAUGUUGGUUGUUACACUUCCUUAA